UCUCCCUCGAUAACACCGUAGUGGUGUCGAGUUGGCACCACAGAAUCAGUGUCGCAACAUCUUUGCGAUCAGUUUGAGACUUUCUCUGGCCCCCCCAGAGUGCAUUCCUGCUUGUCACGAGAGCUCUCCACAGCUCUGUACCUGACCAAGUGGAAGCUCAUCAGACAACGGUCGCCCUUCUCUAUUUGCAGUCCCAUCUGCACCGACGCGACAACUCCUCACCAAAACACCCACGGGAUACGGCAGGACAUAACGCGCCACAACAAUCCGACGUCAACGGCACCCAAUACAAGCUUCCAGACAAGAGCAGGAGGGACUGAUCUUGAGCCAAGAGGGCAUCUCAAUUCGUAGCAUACCCGUCUUUGCCUCUGUAACCAUUGUCUACUGUCUCUUCACAACGGGCCAUCACGGUGACCCAGCCCUGUCGCCCCAAGUAAAUCAACUGCCCAUCUACCAGCCAGUGCCUGGCUUUGUGUCAUCUCAGUACUUGUAAUCUGUCGCCAAUCAGACCAUCAUGUCUGAAGCUGAACCACGCCGUUCGGUGCGCAGCACCAAGGGCCAACAUAAGGGCCUCCCCGACUCUCUCGAGCAGCCCGCCGAACCGAAGCGCCGCGGCAAGAAGGCCGCCAGCAAGAAACAGGCCGAGCCCGAACCAGAGGAUGAGGAGGAGGAGGUCAUCCGCUGUGUCUGUGGCGCCACCAGCCAGGACACCGAUGACCCAGACGAUCCCUGGAUCGCCUGUGAUCAAUGCCACGUGUGGCAGCACAACGUUUGUGUUGGUAUGAGUGUCUUCGACGAAGAUCUCGAGGACAUAGAGUACUAUUGCGAGGAGUGCAAGCCCCAGAAUCACAAGGCACUGCUUGAAGGCCUGAAGAAGGGAGAACACAUCUGGGAAACAAGGCGCAAAGAGUACAUGGAAGAGAAAGAGGCCGAGAAGAAACAGAAGAAAGGGCCCAAGAAGGGCAGGAAGCGGCAGAGUGAACUUCACGAUGAGCCUCGCUCUGCUCAGAAAUCCACAAAGUCUUCAGCCUCCCCCGCUCCCGAGAAGAAGCUGCCAGCAACAAAGGCUGCUGCCGCCAAGCGCAAAGAGCGCCAUGAUUCUGCCGAUACUGCUGCCAAGGAGCCGUCCAAAUUGCGCAAGGUAUCCGAGAGCCAGGCUGUGGCCGCUCCGCCCUAUGAGCCCCCCAGUGACCUGCCCGACACCAUAGCUGGGCUGGCCGAGGGACGCCAGGGGCCUGCGAAAUUGCUGCAAAAGUCUCUCCUUCACGCGCUCAACCAACACGAGAAGAAGGGCGGAUACAACCCUUCUGAUGGAGUCUCCAACGACUCUCGAUCGGAACGUCUAGCCAUUGCCAUAGAGCGGGCGGUACACGAUUCACACCCUGCCCGUGAUGAGUAUGGAAGACAGUGUCGAACACUGGGUGCCAAUCUGAAGUCUAAUCAGGAGCUCAUCGGCCAGCUGCUCAAUCACUCCCUCACUCCACCCAUGCUGGCCGUCAUGACCUCGGACGAUCUGCAGACAGAGAAGCAGCAGCAAGAGACCGCGGCUGCCAAGGAGCGUAACGUGCGCCAGUCGAUCAUCGCCACGGACGAAGUACAGCCGGGACCCCGGUAUAAGCGAACGCACAAGGGCGACGAGCUCAUCGACGACGGAUACGUUGGCGCCGAUUCUCCUGGUCUUCCGGCCCGACAGCCUCCUCAGGCGGCCAAAGCCAGUGGAUCGCGUGCCCAGCAAUCCCACAGCCGCAAGCCAUCAGGAGAGCCGAUGAAGAUUGACACGCAGCAGCAGCAGCAACAGUCACCGACAAGUAAUUUCGAUAUCAACAAGGUCUUCUCCAGCGUCAAGUCUCCCACAGCCACGACGAUGCGGCGACCAUCAGGACCUGCUCCUUCUCAAGGACCCGGUGUUGACCCUGAUGUCGACAGACUUCUUGAAGAUGAUGGCAACGAGUCUCCUCCAUAUUCGCCAACGGAGGAGACCGAUCCGGAUGUGGUGUGGAGAGGCCAGCUCAUCAUGGCUGCAACCGCGGACUUCCAGGCUGUUGCAAAGCAUGUGGCUGGAGCCAAUCUUUUCAAGACGAUCAACCUGCCUUGGACGACCCUUCUUCCUAGGAAGUUGAAUGUGGGAGGACGUAUCGCCACGAACUCAGCUACUGAGUACCUGUGCAGUCUCCGAUGGAACUCCAUGGUUGAUCUCGUCGUGACCAGCCUCACCCCAGCAACAGAGGCUGGGAAGGCCGAUUUCGACAAAAUAUUCAACUACUUUGUGAGCAAGGAGCGAUGGGCUGUUGUUGGAGAUAAGGGCACUGGAAACGUCAAAGACACAUAUCUUAUUCCGGUGCCGGCGGGCACUGGCAAUCAUCCCGAAUUCCUUCUCAACCUGGAGGAGAACUACCUCCCCAACAGCCGAACGGAGAACAUGUUGCUACUCGUCAUCGUCUUCCGAAACGAUGAGAACACCCUAAAGAAGCUCCAUGGUCCUGACUGGAACACCAACACCAACUCAUCGGGUCCAUCACCCGUGCCGAACAACGCGUCGCCCAGCCCGGCGCCAUCAACAUUUCCUCAACGAGGUACUCCCAUGGCUGGGCCCGCCUUUUCUCCGACUACGCCGCAGGUCGGUGCCGGCGUCUCUCCAGUGCCUUACUCUGGUGUCCAGGGCCAACAUCACAUUAUGCACUCGAACGUCCAAGCAGGUGUUGCUCCGGCACCAGCCCAGUUUGCAACGGGCCACCAGGACGCUGAGGCACAAGCCAAGGCCAUCCUUGGACCCUUUGCCACUGCGCCGACCCUAGGAUUCUUGAUGCCACACGCUCAUAAGAUGGCGCCUAACGAGUGGUCCAUCAUCCGUCGUGUUCUGGAGCGAGAGCCCAAGGCCCGGGAGGACCUGGCUGUCUUGGGUUCUCUUAUAGCAAAGGAACAAACACCCAUUUCGCUCCCAACCAUCCCUGGAAUGCCGGCAUCUGUCCACCAGUCCUACCAACAGGCCCAGGCACAAGCACGAAAUGCCCAGUCACCGCCAGCUGCGCCUCCGGCUUAGGGGGUAGAUUGAGAAGCUGUACACACUCCUUUUCCGGAUUCAGUAAAAGCUUAUCGGCGUUGCGCUGUGGGGGCUGUGAUACCAAAUUUUUUUUCUUCUUUUUCCUCUGUUAUUUGUCCUUAUUUCUUGUUCGCUCGGGAUCACGACAUGGGCGUUUUGAAGGUACUCAGUACAUUAAUUUGGGGUCUUGUACUUUAGAUUACUAGAUCUUUAGUGAAUGGAAAUGUUUUGAUGUUUGAU
Molecule: messenger RNA, 3280 nt
Organism: Cryphonectria parasitica EP155
Lineage: Eukaryota; Fungi; Ascomycota; Sordariomycetes; Diaporthales; Cryphonectriaceae
Exons: 4
Coding region: 515-3040 (841 amino acids)
Biological process (GO): transcription elongation by RNA polymerase II; transcription antitermination; transcription elongation by RNA polymerase I
Cellular component (GO): nucleus
Molecular function (GO): RNA polymerase II transcription regulatory region sequence-specific DNA binding
Source: RefSeq, a predicted model, not a curated record